AUGAAUUCCCACAACAGUCUCAGCGCCGCUUCCGACGAGCGAAAAGCGCGUCUGGCAAAGCUCAAAAAUCUCAAACGAAAACAGCCCAUUGACGAAGUCGCCACUCCAGAAGGCGACAGAGAGGCAUCACCACCCGAAGCGCCUGACGUUGCGAAGCUGCACCUUUCCGGCCGCAACUAUGACCCCGAGACAAGAGGCCCCAAGCUCGGAUUCGACGCGCCGCCGACGCUCGCCCAAGAAAAACCUACGUUGGAGGAGCAGGCUGCAGAGGUCGAAGCCGAGGUCAGGGAGCGAGCUGCGGAAGAGGCGCGAGACGACAAGGGCCUGGACCUGUUCAAACUGCAGCCGAAGAAGCCAAAUUGGGAUCUGAAACGGAAUCUGGGCAAAAAGAUGGAGCUGUUGAAUGUGCGGACGGAUAACGCAAUCGCCAAGCUGGUUCGAGAACGGGUUUUGGGUGCUCAGAAGGCGGCUCAGAAGACGGCAGACGCAGGCAACGGCAACCUAGAUGGAGACGCUGCUGGCGUUGACGGCAUCGCUCUUGUGGAAGGACUCAGGGUUCGAGAACAAGAGGAGCAAGAAGAGGAACAAAGAGAACGCGAGGAAGAGGAAGCAUUGGACUUCGCUCUCGGGGCGCCUCUCUGGGCGGUGCUCUUCCUUGCCCUCCACCACGCCCGCCGCGACGACCGCCACGCUGGGGGCCGUCUUCGUCUCGCCUUCGAUAUGGCCGAUCAACUUGCUGUGGUGAUCUCGAUCGUGAACCUGACCAGCUUCGCCGCCUGCCGUGACGUCGCCCGGGCUCCUGGUCACGCUGGCGCUGCCGAGGGGGCGAAACGUCGUCUUCCCGGCCAUAAGAGGGCUGUCCCCGGCGACCUCUAUCUCCUCGCGGAAGAUUCUCACGCGAAGGAGAUGGGCUAUCGCGUGAUGCCGAACGCCGCUCUCGUCGUGGAGGUGACGGGCUUCGGCUGUAGCUGCGCUCACUUGCCAACUCUGGGCUGUGUCCCCGUCGGUCAGGAGUGGGAGACCUAG
Messenger RNA from Trichoderma aggressivum f. europaeum, 1026 nucleotides. RefSeq lists its product as uncharacterized. The record is from RefSeq and is a predicted model, not a curated record. Bases 1 to 1026 code for a protein of 341 amino acids. Lineage: Eukaryota; Fungi; Ascomycota; Sordariomycetes; Hypocreales; Hypocreaceae. The transcript has 2 exons. Gene Ontology annotation, cellular component: U2-type spliceosomal complex; post-mRNA release spliceosomal complex.